GGAAACCCUGGUGUGACAGUCUAUGGGAGUCUCCCAUGUGACGGCAUCCCCUUGUUGGGCCCCAUGGUGGGUGGGGUCACUAGGAGCUGAAUUUUAAAAUCUAAAUAUGGAUUCAUUAAAACCUAAAACAUGUACUGAUGCAUUACCACCAGCUUACCUUAUCGUUCAUGCCAUGGGAGAAACACCCCUAUCUAAACGCUCCACUUUUUUGAUUCAAAAAUUGUUUGAAUUGACCAUUGGGAAUCUGUAAAAAAUUCAAAAAUUGAGGUCAGGAGACCUGCUUGUAGAGGCAGCCUCCCCUCAACAGUCUGAAAAGCUUAUGAAAAUGAAAUCGCUAGGAGACAUACAAGUCACUACCACACCACACACAAGUCUGAACUCAUCACGUGGUGUGAUAUCUGAAACCAAUCUGAUGUCUGAGGAUGAAUCGGAUAUCCAGAUCGGUCUUUCAGACCAAGGUGUCAUUGCUGUUCGAUUAAUUUCAAUCCGUCGAGAUGGCAAGUUGAUACCAACGAAACAUCUUAUUUUGACUUUCAACAAACCAACAUUGCCAUCUUCUGUUGCGGCAGGAUAUCUCUGUUGCCCAGUUCGCCCAUACAUCCCAAACCCGCUACGUUGCUUUAAAUGUCAGCGGUUUGGACACUCCCAAACAUCAUGCAGAGGAAAAAAAGCAUGUGCACAGUGUGGAAAUGAAGACCAUGAGAGUAAUGAAUGCACAAGUUCUCCAUGCUGUGUGAACUGCAAAGAUGCUCAUCCUGCCUACUCUCGGAAAUGCCCUUCAUGGCAGAGAGAGAAAGAAAUUCAGCGAUUGAAGACUAUUAAUAAUAUAUCCUACCCGGAGGCACGUCGUAUGGUCACCUUAAAUACACCAGUGAAACAAAAGACAUUCGCUGCUGCUCUGAAAUCCACAAAGACAUGUGGAGUUCAGACAGACAUUUCUGUUUCACCCGAUGAAUCUCUGACUCGCCAUGAAAAAUGUCUGCUGAUACCAUCUACCAAAGCAACAGAAAAAGAGAAUAACAAAGCAAAACCACUCAUACCUAAAACAGGGGUAACAACUAGGAAUGUGGGUUCCAAAAAAGCCAGUAAGAACCCACUUAAUAAACAAAGAAUAAAAGCAGCCCUGUCUAAAACUAAAAAAUCAGAGACUCAGUCUAUGCGCGAGUUCUCUGACUUCUCUGAUGAAGAGAUUAAUAAGGGGGUGACACCAUUAACAUCACCUCCAAAAGAAAAACCCCCUGUGAAAUUAAAGAGGGACAACCUUGCUAAAAAUGCUGCCUCAAACACAUAAUGGAUCAUAAAAUAAUCCAAUGGAACUGUCGUGGUUUCCGCAAUAAAUUCUCUGACAUUAAACACUUGACGUCAUCUACCUCUUCACUCUGUGUGGCACUCCAGGAAACCCAUCUAAAACCUGGAGAGAAUUUCUUUAAAAGGAUUCAACCUCUAC
Molecule: messenger RNA, 1447 nt
Organism: Centruroides sculpturatus (bark scorpion)
Lineage: Eukaryota; Metazoa; Arthropoda; Arachnida; Scorpiones; Buthidae
Exons: 1
Coding region: 320-1291 (323 amino acids)
Molecular function (GO): nucleic acid binding; zinc ion binding
Source: RefSeq, a predicted model, not a curated record